Messenger RNA from Argentina anserina (silverweed cinquefoil), 982 nucleotides. RefSeq lists its product as uncharacterized. Gene Ontology annotation, biological process: GMP biosynthetic process. Gene Ontology annotation, cellular component: cytosol. The record is from RefSeq and is a predicted model, not a curated record. NCBI's taxonomy places the organism in Eukaryota, Viridiplantae, Streptophyta, Magnoliopsida, Rosales, Rosaceae. Gene Ontology annotation, molecular function: ATP binding; GMP synthase (glutamine-hydrolyzing) activity; GMP synthase activity.
AUGAACUUUGAGAGAGAUCUUCAUUUGCCUGUCACUUGUGUGGAUGCCUCAGAACAAUUUCUUAGUAAGCUUAGAGGUGUCGGUGAUCCGGAGGUGAAAAGGAAAAUAAUAGGAAAAGUGUUCAUCUGCAUUUUUGAUGCUUUUGCUCAUGAACUCGAGAAAAAAUUAGGGAGGAAACCCGCUUACUUAGUCCAAGGUACACUGUAUCCAGAUGUGAUUGAAUCUUGUCCGCCACCUGGUAGUGGAAGGACUCAUUCCCACACAAUCAAGAGCCAUCAUAAUGUUGGCGGGCUUCCCAAGGACAUGAAAUUGAAGCUUAUUGAACCACUUAAACUUCUAUUCAAGGAUGAGGUUCGCCAAUUGGGGAAGAUCUUGAAUAUUCCUCAGGGAUUCCUAAAGCGCCAUCCAUUUCCAGGGCCUGGCCUUGGUAGGGUCUUGGGUGAUGUAACUGCAGGCAAUGCUCUUGAGGUCCUCCGCCAAGUUGAUGAGAUAUUUAUACAAUCAAUUAAAGAUGCUGGGUUAUAUGAUAAAAUCUGGCAAGCAUUUGCAGUAUUUCUGCCUAUAAGAUCAGUGGGAGUUCAAGGUGAUCAAAGAACACAUUCUCAUGUUGUUGCUCUCAGAGCUGUUACAAGUCAAGAUGGGAUGACAGCUGAAUGGUACUACUUUACACAUGAGUUCUAAGAUGAUGUGUCACGGAAGAUUUGCAAUAGUGUCCGUGGUGUAAACAGAGUAGUGCAUGACAUUACAUCAAAGCCGCCUUCCACUAUCGAGUGGGAAUAGUGCUCUUUUACCCAAAUGCUUCAGCUUGCAAUGGUAGUGAAGUUAUGUGGUCUACACAAACGAACUAUUUUUUUAUGCUAAUUCCAUAAGCAUGUCUAUGGAAACAUCACGAUUAGAAACUGUAGUGUACAUUUCUUUCCGAUGAUGGAUUUGGACCAAGUAUGCUGAUAUUAUUUAGUGAUGUCAUGGACUUUGUCUCUAC